This is a messenger RNA of Aspergillus melleus, 1026 nucleotides long. RefSeq names its product mitochondrial 54S ribosomal protein mL46. The record is from RefSeq and is a predicted model, not a curated record. Gene Ontology annotation, cellular component: mitochondrial large ribosomal subunit. Lineage: Eukaryota; Fungi; Ascomycota; Eurotiomycetes; Eurotiales; Aspergillaceae. Bases 1 to 1026 code for a protein of 341 amino acids. Gene Ontology annotation, molecular function: structural constituent of ribosome. The transcript has 3 exons.
AUGUCUUCAGGAGCCAAUGGCGCCAGGCGCAUAGCCUCAGUAUUGAGGCCUUCCAUCGCCGACCCCCGAGUGUGCAGAAGCUGUCAAGAAACCCUCGUUCGCCGCAGCUAUGCCUCCUCCGCUGCUGCUCCCACCACCGAAUCCACCUCUUCCUCGUCGGCCGCCUCCGUCCCCUUCCCCGUCCUGAAGCCCACCUACACCAUCAACGCCGGCGUGGUCCUGUCCCGUCCGCCCCAGCUCACCCGCGACCUGACGCCGUUCGAGAAGGCGUAUUACUUCUACCAGCGACGUCUCAACGAGCGUCUGGCCCUCCCCUUCACCAAAUACUUCUACUUCAAGCGCGGCACCCCCGCCGACGAGGACUGGAAGCGCAAGAUCCGGGACCGCCAGACCCCUGCGCGUGACGUCGGCAAGUACAACGCCUACUCCAAGGACGCGUGGAACGAUGAGCUGCUCGUCGGCGCCGUCGAGUCCGAGCCGGAGCACCAGGUCGAGAUGCUCGUCCAGGACGCCGAGGCCACCGCCAACGCUACCUCCCAGGACACUAGUAAGAAAGAGGAGAUCCCGAGACCGUUCUCCCGAGUGACGGAGGCCGAUGAGAAGGGGGAUCAGACGAGUCUGAACCGUGCGUUGCAGCGCACGCUGUAUCUGCUCGUGCAGUCGAAGGAGGGUUAUUGGAAGCUUCCUAGCUCUCCGGUGGAGACGGACGAGACUCUUCGAUUGGCCGCCGAACGUACCCUCGCCCAGACCGCCGGCGUGAACAUGAACACCUGGAUGGUGGGCUACCACCCCGUCGGCCACUACGUCUACAACAACCGCAAGCCGCACAUCGACGAGGCCAACGGCAUCGAACACCUCGGCGAGAAGACCUUCUACAUGAAGGCGCGCAUCAUGGCCGGCCAGGCGGAUCUGUCUGCCAACGUGCAGAACCUGCAGAGUUUCAAGUGGUUGACCAAGGAGGAGAUUGCGAAGUACGUUCGGGCUCAGUACUACGCUAGCAUUAAGAACAUGCUGGCUGAGCGGUAA